AUGAUUCCAACGUUUUGGAGAGACUGUGAGUAGAUACUUUGCUAUUGUCCUAGAUAGUGUAUGUCGAAUGGCUAUUGAUGUUAUAAAGCCGCCGGAUCCUGAGUUCAAUGAAAUGCCUGAAGAAAUAUCAAGAGAUGCAAGAUAUAUGCCUCAUUUUAAGAAUUGUAUAGAGGCUAUUGAUGGUGUACAUGUGUAUGCCUCAAUACCUUCUCGAAAUCAAAUACCAUAUAUUGAAAGGAAAGGCAUACCAACUCAAAAUAUAAUGGCGGUGUGUAAUUUUGACAUGCAAUUCACUUUUGCAUGUGCUGGGUGGGAAGGAAUUGCACAUGAUACAAGGAUAUUUCUCUCAUCUAUAAGGAAUGAUGCUUUGAAGUUUCCUAAGCCUCCCAAUGGUAAUGACUCAAAUUAUGCAAUUUCUAAACUGAAAAACAAGAAAUUAAAUUAUCAUAGUUUUUAUUUGACAGGGAAAUAUUAUCUUGUGGAUGUUGGUUACCCACAAAUGAAGGGAUAUCUAGGACCUUAUAGAGGUGGUGUGAGGUAUCAUCUUCCACAAUUUCGGUACGGUGGUGUUUCUAAAGAGGUAUUUAACCAUAUGCACUCAUCUCUUAGGAGUGUCAUUGAACGUACUUUUGGAGCAUGGAAAAAAAAAAUUAAGAUUUUAAAAGACAUGCCUAGUAUCCCUUCAUUACACAAGUCAAAAUAAUUAUUGCGACAAUGACGCUUCAUAACUAUGUAAGAAGGCAUAGUCGAGAUGAUAUUCAUUUCAAUAAUAGAAAUAAUGUCCAAAAUGAGAUGGAUAUGGGGGGAAUGCACAACAAGAACAUGGUAUAACUACAAUCUCGGGGCACAAGAAAGGAUAUAGUGAGAAAUGAUAUUGCUGCAAGUUUAAUGAACGCUCGCUCACCAUAGAAGAUCCAUUUGAUAUUUUCAUAUGAUGACGUGUUGAUAUCAAGAACUCUUCCACCUUACCUAUCUCGUUGGUGAUCAAGAAAUGGGAGUGAUUUUUGUUGCCUCCAUUUUGAUUCUCUCCUUUCCAUUGGAGCUAGGUUGAAUUUUCGAUGUAUAUAUUUUGGCAAUGGAAGUAAACUGAUGUGUUAAAGAUUUUGUA
Messenger RNA from Rosa rugosa (rugosa rose), 1108 nucleotides. RefSeq lists its product as uncharacterized. The coding region runs from base 68 to 703 and encodes 211 amino acids. NCBI's taxonomy places the organism in Eukaryota, Viridiplantae, Streptophyta, Magnoliopsida, Rosales, Rosaceae. The transcript is spliced from 2 exons. The record is from RefSeq and is a predicted model, not a curated record.